GAUUUCCAUGCGAUUUUUGUUUUUAAUUUUCAAUUAAUAUCUUUAUUAAAAUUUUUUGAUUUUAUAAGUAAAAUGUUUGUGGAUAUCACUGAAAUAGAGGGUAUUUUGACGCGUUUAUUAGCGCCGGAUAAUGAAGUUAUAAAACAGGCCACCGAUGAAUUGACAUUGGCGUUAAAAAAUCCUCAUACAUAUGUCACUCUUUGUACAGUGAUUAGUUCUAGUAAAAAUGACAAGUUAAAGGAAUAUGCAGCUCUCAUAUUAAGGAAAAAAUUGUACAAACGUAAUGCAUGGAUGAAUUUAUCUCAAGAACUUCGUGAACAGAUCAAACAAUUUUUGCUGAAAACAAUUAUUGAUGAACCUAGUAUUGAAGUUAAAAAGCACAUUCUUCAAUUUAUUGCUGUAUUGGCUAAGCACGAAUUGAUGAGAGGAAACUGGAAUGAGUUAUUUGCUUUUAUUGAAUCAUGUAUUAAAAGCAACAAUGUAAAUGAAAGACAGUUCGGUUCAUUUGUGGUUAAAAAUUUAUCUGAUUACUAUCCUCAAAUGUUUGAGUCCAAUAUAACAACAUUUGUGGAUUAUUUUAUUCAAACAUUAAACAGUGCUGACGAUUGUACUUCAGAUGUUGUUUAUAAUAUUAUUUCUUCAAUGAAUAAUAUUAUAGAAUUAUCUAUUCAAGUUCCACAGGUUAUUCAAGCUUAUUCACAGUCUGUACCGCGUGUGUUAGAAGUCAUACUUGCCUUAUCAACAACAAAUCCAGAUCAUGCAUGUGAUUGUUUUGAAUUACUUGGGUCAAUGUGUGAAUUUUCUAUUCAAGCAUUAAUACCACAUUUAAAACCAAUCGUUCAAGUUUCUGCUCAACUGGCUGGCAAUACAAAUAUAGAUGAAACUUUGAGAUGUAAUGGUAUAAAUUUAAUUUCAACUAUUAUCCGUAGUAAGAAGAAGGUAUUAGUAAAGUUGAAUUUAUUGAAUCCCGUAAUUGAGUUAAUGUUCAGUAUUUUAAGUGAAGAAACUGAUGAUGACACUUGGUUUUUAGAAGAAUAUGCUUUAAACCCGAUGAGUGCUGCCGGUGAAUGUAUGGCAGCAAUUGCUGAUGAAUUAUCUGCUUCUACUUUUAUGCCUAUAUUAAUAAAAUUGAUUGAUGCAGCUUAUACUACUCAAGAUCCUAAUGCACUUAGAGCAUCUUAUACUACAAUGGCUUUUGUCUCAGAUGGAUGUUCUGAAUACCUGAAAAAGAAUUAUCUUAAGCAAUUUGUGACAGCUAUUAAAAUGGGAUUAAAUAGUUCAAAUGAAACUGUUAAAUCUGCAGCUAUGUACGCUUUAGGAGAAGUUUCUCAAUAUGUUCAACCACAAGUUAGUACGUAUGCGGCAGAAAUACUACCAGAAUUAAUGAAAAUGUUCAAAGAAAAAUUAAUUGUUGAAUACACUAAGCCGGAAUGUAGUUCUGAAGUGCGUAUGAUUUUUUAUGCACUUGAUAAAUUUAUUGAUAGUAUGGAAGGUGGAAUUGAUGAAUAUUUACCAGAAAUGACUGCUAUUGUAUUGGAUAUUAUAAGAAAUGAACAGUGUUGUAUUGAACUUAAAGACAAAGCAAUUACUAUUAUGUGUAGCAUUGUUAAGUCUGGAGGUGAUGCUACAGCCCCUUACUUUAUCCCAAUCAUGGAAAUUCUUGAUGCUUAUUUGAAACCUGGAAUAGAAGAAAAACUAGAAACUUUGCAGAUAAUGGUCAUUCAAUUAUUAUCUGAGUUUGCGGCUGCUCUUGAUCCAAAAGUAUUUGAACCCUAUUUGGAUAUUAGUUUAAAAUGUGGUUUGGCUUUAUUGCAAGAAGCAAAAGAGGAUCAACCUGAGGUUCGUGCAGUAUGUUAUGGACUUUUCAGUUCUAUAGCUAGAGUAUCUAUUAAUCAUUUGUUACCAUACAUGGAUCUUGUAAUGCAACAUGUUUUGAAAAGUUUGGACAAUAGCUUAAUUGCUGAUAAUAGUUUUAAUCUGGAGAAGAAAAAAUUUAAUGCCUAUAGUAGCGAUGAUGAUGAUGAUGAUGAUGAUGAUGAUAAAGAUGAAUCUCUAAUAACUGAAGAUGAUGGUAGUGAUGAUGCUGAUAGUGAUGAUUUUGCUUAUGUUGACGCACAUGUAAUGGAAGAAAAAGAUAAUGCUUGUCAAACAAUUGCUCAAAUUGCUCAAAGCACUGGGGAUCAAUUUCUUCCAUAUUUAAAUAAUAGCUUUGAAAUAGUAUCAAAGUUAUUACAAGAAGAUGAUGAAGACACUAUUGAUUCUGUACUUGAAUUAUAUAGUCAAAUUUGUAUAUAUUUUUCAAAAUUACCGGACAAUUGUGGCCAAGAAUCUUUAGAAAAAGCUUUGGAAAACUUUUUGAAAUAUGGAGAGAAGAAAAUACAAGAAGAUGGAUUUCCGGCUUUGGAUUCAGUAUACUUGGAUGUAUUAGCUGAUAUGUUAAAAGAAAUUAAAACCAAGAUGAUAAAAUAUGCUGAACCAAUUAUGAUACUUGCUAAAUCUAUAUUAGCAUUAAAAAUAGGUGAUGCAAAUAAUCCUGGUGAGUUGGAUGAACUGGAUAGUGAAAAUGAUACAUUACCUAUAGAAUAUGCUGGUAAUGUUGUCUCAAAUUUAAGCUAUGUUCUUCCUCCACAAGUGUUUACAGAAUAUUUUUUGUCAUUGGUGCCUUUGUUAAAAAAAUUAAUGUCAAAAGAAUCAUCUGAUUUAUUACGAGCUGCUGGGUUAGCUAUAACUGGAGAAUCUGCUAAAGGCUUAGGAGAAAAUGCUAGUGGUUUGUGUGAAAUAAUGUUUCCACUUGUAAUACCACUUGCUGAAGAUGAAGAUGAUACUGUGAGGAAUAAUGCUGUAUUUGCAUUAGGAGAAAUUGCAUUUUAUGGCAAAGAAUCUGUGUACAAGUAUUAUCCGAUAAUAUUAAAUACAUUUUCACAAGUGGUUACUAAAGAACAGCGAUCAAAAGUAUUAGACAACAUUUAUGGAGCAUUAGCACGUAUGAUAAUUACUAACAUUGAAGGAAUUCCUCUUGAUCAUGUGGUACCUGUUAUGAUUAAUUACCUUCCAUUACACGAAGACUUUGUUGAAAAUUUAACCGUGUUUAAGUGUUUGGUAUAUUUAUUUGAAGUCGGCAAUCCGUAUAUGGUUUCUAUGCUUGAACCUGUGAUUAAAGCAUCUCUGGUUACAUUGAGUGAUAAAAGAAAAUGUUAUGAUGAUGAUGCAAAAGAAGAAAUUAUUAAGCUGUUGCGCAUGUAUAAGAGAGAUUUUCUGGAUAAAUGCUUGUCAUUGACACUUCCUGAAAAUUUAUCUAAAUUGUUUAAUGAAAUAUAAUUUUAAUAAUAAUUAAAAUGUUAUUGUUAUUGAUA
Molecule: messenger RNA, 3353 nt
Organism: Melanaphis sacchari
Lineage: Eukaryota; Metazoa; Arthropoda; Insecta; Hemiptera; Aphididae
Product: importin-4-like
Exons: 19
Coding region: 73-3318 (1081 amino acids)
Biological process (GO): protein import into nucleus
Cellular component (GO): cytoplasm; nucleus
Molecular function (GO): small GTPase binding; nuclear import signal receptor activity
Source: RefSeq, a predicted model, not a curated record